Anas platyrhynchos (mallard) is the source of this 5887-nucleotide messenger RNA. The record is from RefSeq and is a predicted model, not a curated record. NCBI's taxonomy places the organism in Eukaryota, Metazoa, Chordata, Aves, Anseriformes, Anatidae.
GUCACAGGAAUUCACAAGCAUGGGCACAGCAGGAGAUGUGUUCCCUGUCACUCAGAACCCCACCAUCCAGCAAUAUUGGCUUGGACAAUUAAUCUCAAUGAACUGUCCAUAAUAUCUAUGCCAUUACUGCUUGCUGUGCAUCCUCACUGGUAAUUUUUAUUUGAAGUAAUUAAUGAUUAACGGGGGCACUCCGCUUAAUCCUGUUUAAUGGUACUGAAGGGAGCAAGGAGCAGACAAGAUCAGAUGAACUCAUCAAGGUCCUCUUUGUAGCACUGAAGGGUUAAAAGGAAAAUGAAGCCCACCUUCUCCUUGUGUUUAUUACUGGCUGGUUUGUAUGCUGCUGCCCAGUGUCAUCAGCACCCUCACUACCGCAAUAAGCAGGAUGAUCCUAAAGGAGCAUAUUACCCAGGUCACAGUUCUCAUGGGGAAGGAGCUUAUCCAGAUAAAAACAAAACUUUUGUCAAAAUAGCUCCCAGCAAUGCUGAUUUUGCAUUUUCAUUUUACAAGCUGGUUGCAUCCGAGGCAACUGAUCAAAAUAUUUUCUUUUCACCCAUAAGCAUCUCUGCUUCCUUUGCAAUGCUGGCACUGGGUGCCAAGUCAGCAACGCUGACGCAGAUUCUGGAAGGGCUUGCCUUUAACCUGAAAAAGACUCAGGAGCAGGAAAUACAUGAAGGUUUUUGCCAGCUUCUCCACAUGCUGAACCGUUCAGAUGGUGAUCUCCAGCUGAGCCUGGGCAAUGUCCUUUUUAUAGAAGACAUGUUAAAACCACUACAGAAGUUCUUGGAUGAUGUCAAAAGCUUUUAUGAGUCUGAAGUCUUUUCUACUGACUUUAACAACUCCUCUAGUGCAGAGAACCAGAUCAACAGUUAUAUUGAGGAAAAGACAAAUGGGAAAAUUUUUAAAUUAGUGGAAAAUCUUGAUCCUCUCACUGCAAUGGUUCUUGUUAACUAUGUCUUCUUUAAAGCCCAUUGGGAGAAACCCUUCAGUGCUUUAUAUACACAACAAGAGGAUUUUUUUGUGGAUGAGAAAACAACUGUAAAAGUUGACAUGAUGUAUCGGAAGGGUUACUACAGAAAUUACUUUGAUGAAGUGCUGUCCUGUUGGCUGGUUCAGAUACCUUACAAUGGAAAUGUUGCAGCAUUAUUUGUUUUGCCUGAUGAAGGGAAGAUGAAACAGGUGGAAGAUGCUCUCUUGAAAAGGACCAUGUCCAAAUGGGUAAAGUUCCUCCAAGACAGAAAAAUACAUUUGCACAUACCAAAAUUUUCUAUUUCUGGUACCUAUGAUGUGAAAAAGAUAGUCAAACAAAUGGGUAUGACUGAUAUAUUUACUGAACAUGCUGAUCUGUCAGGAAUUACUGAGGAGCCUGGACUGAUGCUUUCAAAAGUGAUCCACAGAGCUGUGCUAAGUGUUCAUGAGAAUGGCACUGAAGCAGCGGGAGCCACAGUGAAGGAGAUCACCUGGAGAUCUGGCGAUUUUCCCCGUCCACCUCGAAUCAAAUUCAAUAGGCCCUUUCUCCUGACAAUUGUGGAUAAGUAUACCCGCACCGUCCUCUUCAUAGGGAAAAUUGUAAACCCUCUGAAAAGUAACUGAUUGGCCAGAGGACGUGCACUUUUGCACAUUGCUGGCUAAUUCCUGUGAUACAGUAAAACAUUUCUGUACACCACUGUGUACUAGUGCUUGUUUUACAACUAUUAUCAUUAUGUACAUUUCUAAUCCCUUAAAAGACAAAAACUAUUUUUACCUUGUCCAAAAGACACUGGUAUUUCUCCCCUGCCUACCACUGUGUACAGCUUGUAGUAUUGAUGAAGUACAAGUCCCCUUUCCACCUUUUUUGUAAGAAGCCCUUCCUGACAUGCUGCAGUGGGGUAUGUAAGGUGGGCUGAAGUCCCUUGGAUGAUGUAGCUAUUGCUGUACACUCAGAUUGUGUGUGUGGAAGGUCAGGAGAAGGGAAAUGGGGAAAAGGAAAUGGGAGGUGUAAGUCCUGUCAGCUUAACCCACCAACCUUUGAUAACUGAUUUAAAUGCAGAUUUCCUCAAUAUUGUUUUUUUUUUUUUUUUUUUUUUUUUUUUUAAUGGAAUGAGGUUGCAAGAUCACUUACUGGGACAUUGGAAUACGCUAUGAUGCAAAGGGUUGGCCAGGGUGGUUGUUUUAGCUUGCUUCCCUGUCUCCUUUGUGGAAGCCUUCCUCAUGCAGACAAGAAAGUUGGUUUGUUUUACUGGGGUAUUGCCCUGAGAUAAAAUAAAUGGUGGGGCAGUCUGUGUCAUAGCACUAGUUUUCUUUUUAUGGAUUUAUUGUUACUGUAAUUUCUCAUUUCUCCUACUGAUGCUGCCUUCACUGUCAUGCUUUCCAGCUAGAUAUGGCAGAUUGUGGUAGAGGAGGAAUGAAAAAUUGUAACUACAGAAAAAUUUUAUUUUCUCACUGGGAAGAGUAAAGCUUUCCUAGGUUCUGUUAACCUCCAUUAAGCUCAGAAAGCUAUCAUAGACACACAUGCAAAAUGCAGGUAAUAUUUGAUAAGUCACUUUCUAAGCAUUAACAGUGGAUUACUGUAUAGAAUAAAGACAUACAGUUAUUUGAAAUUUGUCAUUUUUCAUUCAAAGAUGCAUCAGCCUAAUUUAUUGCUAUUGUAUUAUGUUGCUUUAUAGUGAUUCUUGGUCAAUAGAAUUUUAACAUACCAGAUAUGCCAGGUAGUUGUGUGAUUAUGAAAUGAAGGAAACACAAAGCAGUAAAUAUUUAAAUUAUUUUAUUUUUUACCUUUUAAAAUUAGCAUCUUUAACACAUCCUAUUAAAAUAAGAAAGCGAAUAGAAGCACUUAAAUUACAGAUUGAUUAUAUCUUUUGCUAUAGAAUAACUCAAACUGGUAAAGAUAAUAAAUAAUAAUAAAUAAAUAAAUAAAAUACAAAUGACAAAUUUUUAGACUUUAGUCUCUUAAAAUGUCUGUGACAAAAAUAAAAAUUAUAAUAUUUCUAAAACAUGGUUAUCCUGGUUGAAGAUCUUUAUUUUCUCUGACAUUAAAUUAACGCUAUCAGUGUUAGUAAUUUGUAGGUGUAGGUAUGCUGAUAAGGAAUAGAAAAGUCUUUUCCAUGUCAGCCGAGCAACAUUUGAUGUUCACACUCAAAAUUCUUUUCAAAAUCAUGUAAACAAUGCUAAAACUUCCUUUCUGAUAGCUGUAUUUGGUCUAUUCAAUACUUAGUGAAAGCUGUUGGCUUCAGACUACUAGACAUAUAUACAUGUAAGUACUUAAUCUUGGUAUAACAUGCAUAAAGAAAUUCUAGAGAAGAUCACUUAAAAGUUCUUGGCAAAUCUUAGGGCUAAUUCAGGACAACAUGCUGAAGUCCAGCUUUGCAAUGACAAAUAACUCCAUAGGCAAAUAUCAAGAGACACUAUGUUUGUUGUUCCUUGUGGACCCCAGAUCAAUAGUGUCUAUUUGCUAUCAUUGAAAAAAAAAAUAAAUCAAAAUGAUAUUUUUCCAGUCAGAUUUUAUUUGAGAAGCAGUCUUGAUGCUUAACCUACUUAAAUGUUAUUGAGGAAAACUCAAGCUGCAUGUGGGAGAAUGAGCUGUUUUUCUUUGCCAUUUAGGUAUUAAAAGACACUACAAGAUAUAUUGUGAAACUCUAAUAGAGUGGGACCUUUCCCUACAUUAUUUUCCCAAAGGAAGCAUAAAGAAUAAGUAGGAUGCUUAAUUAGAAUUUGCAUAGAACUAUGCUUAUAUAACAUAAAUUGUAUAUUUUAUUGAAUUCAGAAAACUGUUAAAUUCCCCUCCUCCAAUAAAAGUGCAAUCUUGAAAUAUGUAUAACUUAUUCCCCCCCACCAAAAAAAAAAGUUCUUAAACAAUUGUAUGCCAUUCACUAUGUCAUAUCUUUCACUAAGUGAUUAAAUUUUGCAUUAAAAUAUAGGGGCUAGAGGCAAGGGUGUUUGUGUUUUCAUCCCUGCUAUUCUCAUUGUUAUAAACCUUCCUUUAAUUUUAACUACAGUUUGCUUCUGGACAAUUUAAACCCUUCCGUUUCUUAUUCCACUCUUGUUUGUCAGCUGAAAUACCUCUUCUUUUGCAGAUGUUACCUUCUCUGUAUAUACAGAUUUAAUUUUUAUCUUCCCUCAGCCUAUGCUUUUUACCAGUCCUGGCUCUUUUUCAUCUUCUCAUUGCCUGCCUGUUCCUAAUAUCAUCUUUUUACACCUGUUCCAGCUAUAAUGUACCUUCCUUGAAGAAAAGACCAGAAUGUUCUGACAAUUUCAUAUAAUGUCUUCAAGACUUACAGCUCUCCAUUUACCUGGUCCAAUGCUGUCUGCAACUUUCUGCCAAACAAAGAUUCGCAAGAUGUUUUCCUGAAGAUCAGUUUGAUUUCCAUGAACUGCUUCCUGAUUAUGUCCUCUGAGGCUGGUUACAGAGCUUUCAGCUCUUCCUACUUCACCUUUCCAGGAACACCAACAUGCUUCAAUGUCCAAAAAUCUGAGAUCACUAUAAACCGGAAACCAUUUUAGGUCAGAAACAAUUUCUGUCACAAAUCAAUUCAGUCUGUACAGAAAGAGGGUUUACACUGUCCAUCAGAAACGUAUGGCUCCAUGAACAAAUCAUGUUUCAGCUGAGGCUGUUGGCUUUCCAUUACAUUCCUCACGUCUCUUAUUCUUUCUGGAUAGCUGGCUUUGACAUUUAUUAUGAGAUUUCACCAGUUUAAGCGGACCUGAAUUUUUUUGUUAGGAGUUAAGUGAAAAAUAUGUCACAGACUAUUAUCACAGUAUCUUCAACUGUAUGCAAACCACUAGAUGCUUGUAUUUAAAAAAUAAUAAUAAAAAAAAAAAAAUAGGGGGGAGGGGGAGAGACUUUUCUCAGAAGCUGAUAUACAACCUCCAGGAUUCUUUUUGCCUUCUUAUUCUGUAUGGAGUUCAAGCAAGACAGCAAAGAGUAGAAGAGGGCAUAACAAUUGUGCUAGAGCCCAUGUUAUCUGUGUUACUUGGGGUACAGUUUCCUAACAGUUUCCUAUUUCCCCUUUGUAGAGGGGUGAUUUUGACAAUAGUGUUAAGGAAAAUAACCUUUCUGCAGAACAUGAACCAGGAAACUGUCUGCUCUUUUGGAAUUGUUAGUAAAUAGACAUGCUCUUUGAGUUUCUGUGAAGAAGCAUGCCAUGUCUUGAAGAGCACAGCUCUUACAUGAAAAAAGGCUGAAGUCUAUUGUUUACUUUUGGGAUUUUUGCCAGGUUUACAGCAGUACAAGGGAGCAGGUAGAAGGGAGAGGGGGAUUACCAUGAUGUCCAAGAUGUCCAUGUGGUGCUGUGAGGAGCAGAGACACAAGAUGAGAUUCCUCUUGCAGUUUCUGUGAGGUAGGGAAGCAAGAGCAGCCAGCAGUACGCCAGAGCUAAUUAGCUCAUCUGCCUGGGCAGGCCAGUGUGCAACAUAGACUUUAAGUAUUCUAAUGUUUGAUUGGAACUUAAUUUGUAAAUGUUAGAGCUUUUGGCAUAAAUAAGACAAAAAAAAAAAAAAUGAUGCCAAAGAAAAAGAAAUCAAAGGAAAUGAUUGCCAGGAAAAAGACUUAACAUUGCACUUUUCACCCCAACCAGUUAGAUGUUAUUUAGUCACACGGUACAUGUUCAGAUCAGUUGCCUCCUGUUUGAUCCCCAGGUAACAUAGGUGCCAUAUUCAGCCUGUCAUAUUCCUACUGACCCAGGCUCCUGCCCAGCAAUUACACGGGGACAAGGAGAGUGCCAUGAGAUGAUUCUCCUUGACACAGGCUUGCUCUGGCUGAGACUCUCACUUGCAAGUGCAGUGGUGCUGUUGCUUCUCUACUGCUUGGAUUGCAAAAGUUGGCUUGGGUUUGACCCUCAUGCUGGAUAUAUAAGGCCUUUAAAGCAUUACAGCUUGGGAAUGUUCAGAAUAAAGAUUCUGACCCUUCUGUUAA